UAAUUAGGUUAGAGCUUUAAGAUUUUUUUCUAUGCAAUUAAGCAUUAUGGUCAUUUGAACAGGAAAAAAAGAUGGUUGCAGUUUCCUUAUAAAAUGAAAUUAGUAUAGGGAUAUUAUGUAUUCAUAUUACCAGAGGAUAUAGCCUAUUCUGUUCACUUUACGCUGCUAUAUGGUUUGUGUUUAUACGAUGGAAAAUACAGCUGUGGUGUAUGAACACAUGGAGACGCGUGUCGCUCUCGCGCGAGGAACCGACUUCCCAGCGCGACCCGCGUCUCCGCGUGACCGUACGCUGGCGCUCGAGGUGUCAUUUUUGGGAACUACGUCCAGGAGCUCCCACCAGCCGCGCCGCGCCCCCGCGCGCUCCAAGAAACUACUUUCGCGCGCAUUUUGUGUUUUUGAUGACUUUCGUGAAGUGCAUAUUUCAGUCGUUGAAAAUAUUCUUCCGUGAGCCAUGCCGAAGUCUAAACCACCUCCGAGCCGCUCUCACAAAAAGAGCAAGAAAGCAAAGAUCAAAAGAAACUUUUGGCUGGAGAAAAAAGCCAAGGAUAACGAAUCUGGAAAACAUCCAAGAAAUAUGAGUGAUGGUUCAGAGCGGAAUAAAACUUCUGAGACGUGUUCGUCAAGUGAAGUCGUCAGGACGCCUAUUCCUGGAUCUCCUGAACUAUCAAUCGCCGAAGAGAUUCCCAUAGAACCACUCCAACCAGAACACAAUGUUGUUGACGAGGGAGACCGUGAAACAACAAACAAAGGAUUCGGUAUUUUAGAUUGGCCAUCUGAAGAAUCAGAAAGUGAACUACCGGAUUUGGUAGUUGAGAAGGACCCUCCACUUAAACCUGUGACUGAUUGUAUAUCAGGAAACCGAUGUGUUGAUAUCGGCCACGUUUUUAAACAAAUGGAAUCCAUAAAACUACACAAAAAUGAAUCCAAUUAG
Bacillus rossius redtenbacheri is the source of this 931-nucleotide messenger RNA. RefSeq lists its product as uncharacterized. The record is from RefSeq and is a predicted model, not a curated record. Bases 452 to 931 code for a protein of 159 amino acids. Lineage: Eukaryota; Metazoa; Arthropoda; Insecta; Phasmatodea; Bacillidae. The transcript is spliced from 4 exons.